Messenger RNA from Colossoma macropomum (tambaqui), 448 nucleotides. RefSeq names its product microfibril associated protein 5 (gene mfap5). Gene Ontology annotation, cellular component: microfibril. The record is from RefSeq and is a predicted model, not a curated record. Gene Ontology annotation, biological process: embryonic eye morphogenesis. The transcript is spliced from 7 exons. The coding region runs from base 68 to 442 and encodes 124 amino acids. Lineage: Eukaryota; Metazoa; Chordata; Actinopteri; Characiformes; Serrasalmidae.
GGAGAAAAAGAAAGGACGAAAGAUUCAGAAAACAAAAGGAGCAACAAAGGAAAUUUCACCCUGCAAGAUGGGCAGCUACCCAACCGCCGUGCUUCUGUGCUGUUUCUAUGGAUUCGUCGCUGUCUGGGCCCAGGAGACAGAGCUACCGUACUUAGAAAAUGGGGAAACAGCAUCAGACUGUAGGGAGGAAAUGUAUCCAUGCACUAGGAUGUACUCCGUCCACCGCCCUGUAAAGAGAUGCAUCCACUCCCUCUGUCUUUACAGUCUUCCUCGAGUCUACGUCAUCAACAAAGAAAUCUGUGUGAGGACUGUGUGUCAGCAGGAGGAGAUUCUGAAGGCGGAGCUGUGCAGAGAGAAGUCUGGGUGGCCCAAACGAGUUGAGAGGUCGACCAAGAAGCGCUGUUGCCAUGGAAAAAAUAGAACAUGGGCGAGCAAGGACUAAAGCAAA